Molecule: messenger RNA, 11205 nt
Organism: Vitrella brassicaformis
Lineage: Eukaryota; Vitrellaceae
Source: the annotation of a GenBank genome assembly
CAACGGACCACUUAAUCAACCAUUGCUGCAGGUGAAGAAUGACGUACAUACGCACGUGUUGACGGCACAGAGCCAUCCCAUGGGAAUGAGCUCUUGGCUCAUAGAAAUGACACAGGGAAGGAAGGAGUUCACAGCAGCCAGCCACAGCCUCGGCUAAGUAGGACACUCCCGGCAUAAAAAGACAUGCGUACAUAAUACACAACGCAUGCUCAGUGGGGCUCGGCCGGCCUUUCUGGCACAUCCAUCCAUCAACACAUUUAGCGAGCGGGGCCAGGCGGGCCAUCACAUGAUACAUACAUGUGCCUGGGAACCGACCCCUAGCUGAGUGGCUAGAGUGCCGUGGGGAUGUAUCGGCUCGUGCGCUCGCCAUUCCUGAUGAUCUCCCUGCACAUACACAAGACACACAAACAGACACAAAGACAUUCACACACGUUUCCGUUGCCGUCCAUCCCAUCCCAUCCAUGCAUCCCUCAUGUCCCUGUCUGUCUGACCGUGCGAUUUCCGCUCGUGUGUAGAGCAGCCGCAGGUUGUCGUUCAUGUUGGGGUUGAAGGUCAUCGGCCGCCCCCGCGCCAAGUGCUGGUCAGUCUCCCCGUGGCGGUCCACAUACGGAACGUCAGUAAACGCAUUCCUAUACACACAGAGAGACAGAGAAGCAGACAUCAACCCAUGCAGACAGGCAGCGUGUGUGUGUGUUGUGUCGUUACUUGGGUGCGUCGACGAGCAGCAGGAGUGCCUUGUGUGUGAGGAAGAAGACGCCCUGGCCGUUGCCGCAUGUCCGCGCGUGGCGGGUGCACUCACCCUGACAUCACAAUCAGCACACGACAGACCAACCAAACCAUCCACCGCUCCAUCCAUCCGGCUGUCCAUCCAUCAAUAUCUCUUGCCUCUUCGAAUCUCCGUUGGUCGUGUUCUCUGAGGUUGACGGCCACCACACACCCACACAGCAGACACAAAGCCGGCUCCUCAGGCAACUUCCCGCACUGGACAGGAUACCCACACAGACACCCACGACACGACACACCCGAUCAUUGCAAGGAAGUGCCCACAUGUAUCUCCCCCCUCCCUCCCGUGCAGUGCUCAGCUGGCGUACAAUGGCGCUUUUGCGUCCAUAGGUCAUGCGGAUGACCUCGACAUACGUCUUGGGCAGGUGACAGAACUUGACGGGCUCGAUGCGGUCCACCUGGGGCGGCACCACCGACACGCCAUACCGACGCCAGUGCCGCGCACCCGACGGCCGCAGCUCGGGGUGCCACAUGACGUUGACGGCCUGCCGCAGGAGGGAGGGGUCGAGGCAGUCAUCGAGCGUCUGGGGCAUCCCCAGCACCUGCGCCAAAGCCGUGAACCGUUGAGCUGCGGCGUUAGACAGAAACGCUACACGAUUUCUGCACACAUAGGGGAGGGAGGGAGGAACAGAGAAACAGAGGCAAGCACGUGUGUAGAGGGGUGUGUGUGUUCGGAUGUAUCUCUUUCCUGUCUGACUCACUUGUCUGUGUCGUGGAGUUGCCACAGACACGAGACGAUCCAGCAUGCGAUUUGCAUGAAGGACGAGAGGCUCUCGUGCAGCUGCUGCUGGAACAGCUCCCACAGCGCCGCACGCCCAGCCACACGCUCGGCCUCACUGCCGUACCACAGCAGCCUCGACACACCCUCCCUCCCCCCGCCACAGGUGCUGAGGAAGUCGAAGACCGAGAAGCACAGCUGCUGCAGCCCCUCCUCACACCUGACGUCGGCCGUGCCGUCCAUCUGCGUCUCGGAAAUGUGCGGCCUGGCCUGCCGCAGCACCCGCAGCAGCUCGUCCAUCACGCGCCCCUCUUGCUCACUCCACUUCCUCCCCGGCACCUUUGACCCACUGUCAGGCGGCCGCUCGCCCCCCCACUCCUUUGCAAGCCUUUCGACUGUCUCCUCGGCUAUCGGCGUCAAUGUGCGCGCCCUGGAUGAGUGGAAUGGGUCCAUGAUCGACGACCUGUCGUCCGGCCGCCCCUCAGCGGUCAGCCCCAGCCACGACAGGCCCAGCGCGGCGUCGUCAUCGAGCUUUCCGUUGUGGGCUGUGUCAUCCAGAGCACGUGUGAAAAGCUGACGGGCCAGGUCGUAGUUGAGGGCCAUCUGCAGGCAGACGUCGCGCGUGUUGGGCGCCUGGGUGGCUCGGCCGUGCGGGGCGCCGAGGAGGUAGUCUGCAGGGAUGAGGAAGGAGGGGUCCUUGGCCGCCCUUUCCCUCUCCUUGAGCAGCCUCUCCAGCUGUGUUUGCCGCUGGGUGGUCGCCGCCCCGAUGAUGACCUCGUUGAGCACCUGCAUGGCGCGGACCGUCAUGAGCUGCCGGAUGGCCUCCCUCAUCUGGCCCGGAGAGGUCAUCUUGCCGGCCACGAAGGAGCUCAUGAGGGCCCGCCUGACAUCGCACCCCCAUGGCGUGAAGGGGACGUCUGUGUAGCCGUCGCUGCCGUCAUCGUCGGAGCGUGGACUGAGGGGCUCUAGAGUGGCGCCUGGGGGGAUGUGAGCGGGGAGGGCAUCGGUGAAGGGGACGUGAUCGACCUCAUCCAAUUGGGGCGGAGUGCUGGGGUGGGUCAAGGUCGGCGGCUGGUGCUCACCCGCCCCCUCCACACCAUGCUCAUCCUCCAUCAACUCCUCAGGCACCAUGUCCAUCCUGUCCCCGGCCGCUGGCGGGUGCGGGGCGGCGGCAGCCGCCUGCUGCUGCGGCCGCUGCUCCUCCUCUGUCGCCUUGCUUGGCGGCCUCCCGGCCUCUUCCCGCGUGUCGCACACCUGCGGGAAGAAAGGGUUGAGGAUGCGCUUGUCCCUCCAGAAGUCGACUGAGAAGUAGUCGUCGCUCAGGAUGGGCGUGAACUCCUCGCCCGCUGCCACGGCCCACCAGUGGGCCGUCAGCCGGUACAGCAGUGCAUUGCGGAUGAGCGUGACGUACAGGGGGACGGGUGGGACUGAGAGGGCGAUCUGGUUGGGCCGCAGGGCGGCGGAGAUGAGCAGCUCGUAGUAGGCCGCCCAGCUGACGUGCGUCAUGCCCUCCCAGCAGGUGUGGGCCAGCACGAGGUGGGGGUGCUGUGGGUCGGCGACCUUGCCGCGGGAGCAGGUCUCUGGCUGGUCGAAGGAGUCUGUCCAGCACUUGUAUGCGUCCUCUCGUGUGGUUGGGGGGAGGCUGGGCUGCGUCUGGGCGUCAGGGACCAUGAUGUAGCCGUCAGGCUUCACACGGAUGUCCUGGUCGGGAUGCAAACUGACACACAACAGACAGACAGCAUGGAGGAUUAAUGAGAACAGAUCAUUCCCCAUCUCCCUCUCUCCCCUUCCCUUCGUGUGCGUCGGUGCGUCUCCCCUACCAGUCGAGGUAGUGUAGGUGUGAGUAUCUGCCCAGCUCCCUCCUGAGCACCUGCCCAAGGAGAAAGAGGUACCGAUCAUCGCCCUCGAAGCACCUCUCGGCGUCGUCGAGUGCCACGACCUCCGUCUCGUCGGUCUUGCCAAACUGCUCCCCGAUCUUGUCCUCCGUCCCGCCCACCCAAUCCAGCGCUCUCAGCCCCUCCACCGGGUGGUCAUUCUCCUGGUCGGGGUGGUCAUCCGACGCCGGGGAGUGGUCCUCGUCCAGGUCGAGCAUGGAGUGGUCCCCCGGGCCGCUGCGGUCGCUCGGAGAGCCGUCUGUCUCGUCUUGCUGCAUGGCUGGAAGGCCUUGAGAGGUGAGCUGCUCGAUCCGCUCCUCGCUGGCCUGCACCGUCAACGGCUCCGCCCUCGCUCGCCGCUCAUCGGACGUCAAUGGCCGCGAAGAGUCCUGAUCACGCUCCUUGGCGAAUCGCAGCCGCACGUGGCUGUCCGGGGGAGGGGGCGGGGGUGCGCCGUCGAUGUCCAUGGCUGCUGGGCCGUCUGUGUCUGUGGGCGGUGGGUGGGGAGGCCGGUGUGGACGCCACAUGAGUGUCUGGGUGUUGAACGAGUCGGGGUGUACGAUGUAUGAGAGGGGGAGGUAGGGGAGGCGGAUGUUGGACAGGGCGCGGCACAUCGGGCAGGGGAACUCCCCCAUCUCAACAGACACAAAGAAGAACUCCCCAGUCUUUAUAGAUGCACACACACAAAGACACACACACACACACACACACAGAGAGAGAGAGAGAGACAGACAUAUACAAGUCUGGUUGUCGUCCCUCCUUGUGCUUCAUUCGGUGGCUGACUUACUUCGUGUCUCUGUUUGACGUUGAGCAGGUGCUGUCCAAGGCAGGACAGAUGCCCAACAUGGCCGCAUGUGGUGAUAGCCGGACACCUCCACGGCAUCGCCCUCUUCCCCCUCUUGGCCACCCGCGGCAGCACGUCACUCACGCUCACCGACGCCAGGAGGGCCAAGGGCGACUCGGGCGUCCCCUUCUCCCUGCACAGGCAGCAGAUGAGGUCGUCGUCCUUCUCCAGGAGCCGCUCGUCUGGAGCCUCCAGGGUGUCGUUCAUGGCGUCCUCGUCUUCAUCAUCGAGGUCUUGCUCGUCCUCGAGCAGAUGGGAGAAGUUCUGCUGCACCUUAACGAAGUUGGCCAACAUUUGCGCCUGCCGCUGCUUGGCCGUGUCCAUCCUCGCCUUGCGCGAUGAGGCAGCGGGGCCCAGCGGCUUGGCGGCUCCCUCGGGGGCGUUGUUGUCCUUCAGCCGACCGUGCCAGCUCACAACCCUGUGCAAAAGAAGCGGCACGAGACGAGACACACAUGGGUGUGGGUGUGGGUGUGGGUGUGGGUGUGGUUUUGAUUACCUACCUCGGCAGCAGGACUUUGAGGCACCUCUGAUGGAAGUCUGCCCCCUCCAUGUGUUCCAUAAGGUAGCUCAGGGUCUCUAUCAGCUGAUCCACAUGCCCAGCCGUCAGCCGGUCAAGCACCACAGACCGCGCACUCACCCCGCCCUCCCCCUCUCCACCCCCAUCCCGCCACUCUCGUGUCGCACUCCGAGUGCUCUCCGCUCCGGGCCCGUCCAUGGCGGCGACCGACAGCAUCAGCUCCUCAUCUCCGCCCUUGGGCUCCGAGGGGUCCGGUUUGGGAGCGAGGGGCGGGGAGGGGUCGAACGUCAGAGGGGGAGAGGUGAAGGGUGCGUUAGAGUUGGGGCAUGCGAAUGCCGACGACGGUGAGAGUGAGCGGAUGGGAAGGGGAGAUGCGUCGGGGGGUAUGCGGGUGGGGAGCUUCUGCCUUGUGUGGAGGGGGUUCUGCGUGUUGUGGAGGCUGUCCAGGAUCUUCAGGAUGGACGCGAACAAGGGGUCGGCGUGGGGGUGGUCACCAUGAGCACGAUGCGCCUCUGAAGCCAAGCAACAACAACAAAAGAGAAAACACCCAGAAAAGAUCAUUGCGUGAUGUGUGUGACUGCGCGGGCGGUCCGCACCUUCUGCGCCGUGUUUCUUCCUCAUUUUGAUGAGAGCUUUGACGCGUGCGUCGAGUGUGUCCAGGAUGAGGUCGAGCAGCAGGGUGUCCUUGAACGAGUCGGCUAUCAAGUCGCGCACAUAGUCAUACUCCAUACUCAUCCCAGAAUCAAACCUACACACACACACACACACACACACACGCACACACAGGCUCUCCCCUUUCACUGUUGCCCCCUCACCUAACCACCCCGCCCACCUUGUAGGUCCGAUGAGUGUGGCGUGUUUCUGCUUCAUGGCGGUUUCCUCCAGGUUCUGGAGGUCCUGCCGAUUGCCCACCGCCCAGAACGUGUCCACCAGCGCCCAUGCAGCAGGCUUCAGCCGAUACACAGACCGGCCCCCUCCCCCUGGACUCGCAUCCACACCACUUGCAGCCGCCGCAGCACUGCUGGCUGCUGGUGCGGCAUCUUGGUCGCUCUCCUCUUCGAUCAGCGGUGGCUGUGCCUGGCUUGCAGCGGUCGGCUGCUGCGCGGCAGUGGACCGCUGCACGUCGGCAACCUCCUCGAGCAGCAUCUCGAAAUCGGGGUGGUGCCGGGCGGACCUGUGUGACGGACGGGCGGCACGGAGAGAAGAGAGCAGACACAAUGAGGGAUGGUGUGUGAGGGAGGGCGUGGGGCAUCUGUACUUGGGGAUUGCGAUUUCGACGUGCGAGUAUGGGAGAGGAUUAAGAGCGAGCCUCUGCACAAUGUAGCGCUUGAUGACGCUCCCGAUGCGCUCGCGGAAGUCCGUUGGGCGGGUCUUGCGCGGACACGAACAGAUCUGCAUCCAUCACACACCAGCACUUCAGAAUGUGGUCCGUGUGUGUCUAUGUCUGUGUCUGUGUGUGUGUUGGUGGCCCCACCCCCCAGUCCUUCCUGACCUCUAUGUAGAAAGCCUCGUUGAGAAGUCUCAUGACAAGGCUCCAGAAGAAGUUCAUUCUGAAGGCGUCGCUCACGGCCUUGCUGUCGAACUCACCGCCCCUAUCGUCGCCCCCGUCCGGGUCGCCAAUGUCGUCAAUGUCCACAUCCAAAUCAUCCUGGCCCUCAUCCCUCCCGCCGGACCCGGCUGACGCUGACGCUGACGCUGCUGCUGCUGCUGGUGGCGCUGUUGCGCCCUCAUGUGAUCGGAUGCGCUUGACGGUGGGUGCCCCGCGCACCUUGACGCGAUACUUGUGCUCCAGCAGCUUCUGCCACCACUGCCUGCAUUGCAAACAAACAGAUACAUACAUACAGCACACUCAUGCACUGCAGGUACACGUGACGUGAUGUCUACGAUGGGGGGUCGGGGACGUCCGUGUCGCCCACCCACCUGAUGGCCUGGAAUCUCGCCCGCGUCUCGGACCUGGCACUGGAGAGCUGGACGACUAGAUGGCGCUCGCGCGGGGGCUCGCCAUCUACCCUUGUGGCCCCGUCUGCCGCGGCUGCAGGUAGCGGAGAGGCUGCCGGUGAUGAGAGCGCCUCGGCCUUCCUCUGGGCUGCCUCGGCCAAACUCUGGUCGAUCAACCACACACAUAUAGCAGAGGAGAGACGACAGAUGGAAUCGGCGUGGGUCUGACCCGUUGCCCGUUGCCAGUGAGUCCCUUAUCUGCCCGAUACCGCCCACCUUGCUCAGGAACGAGUGUUUGAAUAUGCUGAAGGGGCUGCCGAGGUGGAUGCCGCCCUCCCGGCGAGAGGACGAGUCGCGCGCCAGCGCCUUGCGCUUCUUCUGCAGCUCACGGCUCCUCUUGCGCUGCGACGGGCCCUUCUUGUCCUCAUCGCCAUCGCCGCCCCCCUGGUCGUGGUCGCCGUCCCCUUCGUCCCGCAGGUCGACCGACGAUGGUGUGAGGUCGAAGCAGCACCCCCAUAACAUGCUCAAAGGGUCGAGCGCCCCGCUCCACUGCUGAUGGAACUGCUGCCGGUAGGUCGGGGAGGCGCCGCCGUCAGCUGCUUCGCCAUCCGCCAUCUCCACAUCGCCCUCGCCGCUCGGGAAGGGGGAGGGUCUGUCGAGUGUGGGUGGGGGAGUGGUUGGCGGGGGCAGCGGCGGGUGGCCGAGGAGCGUGACGGCGAACUGGGUGAGGUUGAUGUCCAGCCUGUGGAGGCCGUCCUUCUCGAGGUACCUCCUUCUCUGGUCGCGCAUGGUCUCCCCGUUGCGCACCCAGUAGCCCUCCUGGAUCUCGGCCGCAAACCGCAACACGCCCACACAGUGACGGAUGAUACGCUGCAUUGCAGCGAAUCGAAUCGACAGACACGGACAAACAACGUCCCAGAUGGACGCACAAGGCACCACCCAGAUUCCCCAGCGUCACUCACUCACUCACUCACUCACCGUGAGCACGUCAGGUGUGAAGAGGCACCUGAGGCCGUCUAGCUUGACCUCGCGCGUGACGGGGAUGGGCGGCCCCUCUGAGGGCGGGAGUGCGUUGUGUGGAGUGGACAGGGGGCCGGUGAGUGUCCUGAGCACCUGGUGGUAGUCGAGGCUGCUCGCCAGGAACCGCAGCAACGGGAUGUGGAAGGACGCCUUGUCGGACGUGUUGUACAAUCUGCACACACAGGCAGUGUGUCUGUCUGUGUGUGGCAUGGAUGGGUGUGUGGGUCGGUGUUGCUUUGCUUACGGUGGGAGUUUGAGGAGUGUGUCGACGAGGUCGCUGUAGAAGGCCAACGCGGAGACGUUCUCAACCACUUCGGGACGCUUGCAGUGCUCAAACUGACAAAGAGCCACACACACAAAUGGGGAUCGACAUGCCAUGCACGUGUGUGUGUGUGUGUGUGUGUUGUGUCUGUGUGAGUUUAGGGCCGUACGAAUGGCUGGAAGGUGCUGUUGAUGAGUUGGACUUCGAGCGGGAAGCUGACCUCGUAUCUGAGGUUCUCGUACGGGAUGUGGUCAUCCUUGUAGCGCUAUCCGACCGAUACACACACACAUGCAGACGCACAGACGCAUGGCAUCCAUCCAUUAUUGUGGUGUGAUGCAUAUGGUUGAUGUAUGUAUGUAUCUGCCUGCGUACGUCUUGGAGGUUCAUGCGAUUAAAGAGAGUCAGACAGUCGAAGAAGGCCUGCAAAGCAAAAGGUAGGUAUCCAGGACACACACCUAUUACGUGAAUGUGUGUGUGUGUUGCCGAUGGCUUUUCUGUCUCACGUACCUGUCGUGUCUCAUAAUCCUCCAAGGCGUAGGCACACACGUCACGAUGGUUCAACAGAUACCUGCACACAACGGAACACUCGUGGCCAUCCGCCUGCCUCCCUCUCUCUGUUUGUGUGUGUGUCCUCACUUACUGUAGGUCUGUCAUGAGCCGCAUCGCUGUGCCCUGCCCGUGAGUACGCUCCGGCUGCACUGUCUGACGGAUGAAUGAAUGAAUGAAUGAAUGAGUGAAGGGACAGAUAAUUAACAUAUAUAGCCGGGGAGGGGAGGGAAGGCCAAAUGCGCACCGCACACACCGCACCAGCCACUCACAGUUGAUUUGGUGUCUGUCAUUCGUUGAUUGAUUGAUUGACUCGCUCACCUCAGUGCGUUUGUCGAUCUCGUAGUGGCUCCUCAGCGCCGUCAACACCGUCCUAAUCGAUGGAUAGAUGGGUACAUGGACAGAUGGAUGGAUGAGCCAUGAAGCAAACAAUCAGUGAGUGUGCAGUGCAGUGCAUGUCACUGCGUGAGGUGCCGCCAGCUCACUCACUUGACGAAGCCGUCAUGCACCAGCAUUAUCGCCUGCAGGCAUCCGUCAAGGAGAUGGACAUGACACGGGUCGCCCUUCGACAUGCCAUGCUAGACCGUGUGUAUGUGUAUGUGUAUUGUGUGUGUGUGUGACCAGUUCUGCGACGGUGAACAUCUGGACGCUCAGCCCGUGUAGCGAUGAGUCAAGGGCGUUGCUCUCUGACGGAUGGACGGACGACACACACAGACAGACAUGCCCACCUCAAGGAAUGGUCGGUGGGGCGGUGGAUCGCCGUACCGACGAGCUUCCUGUAGUUGUGGGCGAAGAUCUUGCAGAAACGCCUGAUGAACAAACCCAUGCAUUGAUUGCAUCGAUGGAUGGAUGGCCGACGUCUGUGUGUGGAUUUGUGCGCAGGAGAGAGUAAUGUGUACCUCUUGAAGUUCGGUGAGAUCAUGAGAGCCAAGUAGAAGUUGUGCAUCAUCUGACGCAGACACACAGACACACCCAUCAGAACCACACGAUUGCCACCAUCCAUCCAUCGAUCCAUCUGCACGGCAGGCCACCAGGCCCAUUGCAUUCAUCCUGUCUUCUCGCGCACCGCACCCUCUGCUCGUGAGAAGUCAGCGUGUCAUGUCUGACGCACACAGACAGCACCAUCGAGCACAAAAGCCUUCCUUCUGUGUCGUCCCUCUUUCUGUCCACUCCGCUCACUUGUGUAUCCAUCUCUGCAGGCGCUCGUCAGUGAGGGUGCAGCAGAUCUGAUAACGGAAACCGAAACCUGAAGACACGCACUCACAGACGCAUGGAUGGAUGGAUGGCAGCGUAGCUGUUCUGUGUGAGUGUGUUGCAAGUAGGUAGGUAGCUUACAGACGCCCGAGAUGGACUGCAGCCACUCGAUGAUCUUGCUGAACGCCACCCUCCUCUUGCUGUCCUCCUUGUCGCCCAGAAAUACUAAUGCACACACACGCACAUAUGGACAGGGAGAGAGAGAGGCGGUGUGGGUCCUUCCCUUCCUGCUCACUUGAGUCUGCGUAAGCCACCAGGUCAGCGAUUCUCGACCGAGAAACCUUCCUAAUCUGCACACAUCCAUCCAUCCAUCCAUUCAUCCAGCCAGCCAGCCAGCCAGCCAUCCAGCCAUCCAGAGAAUCAAUCAACGAUGACAGCUCGUCUGACUCCCAUCCACCAUUUCUCCGCUCACUCACCUUCGUGGGCACCAUUUCCAGUGACCCAGGCCCUGCACCAGCAAAGCCCCACACUCAUGCAGCUUCUUGUCCCCUGCCUGUGUCUGUCGUGUCGGCCCGUGCCCCAUCCCUACCUACCGUCCAUCUCAGGCGUGAUGCCCUGAUGGAAGCGGCAGAAACCACGCGGGUUCCACGACUGACAUACAGAGAGAGAGACAGACAGACAGGUGAUGUACUCAUUAGUGCACUGGUUGACAGCCAAUGCAUUUGUUAUCGUGGCUUACGCUUGCAUCGCCGCAAUCACAGCAGCCGCCAUGGGUCAUGCUCUGCAUACACACACACACGUGGAGUUCGUCCGUGUGUGCUUGCGAGUCCAGCUGAGCUGCAGGCGGUGCGUACAAUUCGCCAAUUGUGUCCCUCGUGGUUGCCGUUGAAGAAACCUAUCGACGGGCAGGCAAUCACGACAGUUGCGUGAAUCAAUCAAUCAAUCGGCGAGUGCCGUGAUAAUAUAUCCAGCCUACAUGGUGCGCAGAUAGCACACGUCGGGUCCGCCUGGCAGUCAUAACCUGCCGAUGAACACACACACACACAGCCAACACACGGAUACAUUCUGUGUGUGUGUGUGUGUGUGAUCUGGUCUGAUGACACACAUUUGAAGCAAAUCUCGUUUUUGCCCCAUACGGCCCCGCAGAUGCCCGAGUUGCCCUGCGCUGCCUUGAGAGUCCGCUCCACUGCCUUAAUCCUCUCCAACGUCUGCUCGCCGUACAACUCCUGCACACAAAACAACACGUCAGCCCAUGAGUCUUAGAUCACCGUGUUUGUGGCAGCCAUGACUGUCACUCGCCUGCGUGAGUCCCCUGAUGGCCUCGUCAGCCGUACAGACGUCCCCGUUGAAGAGCAGCUGGACGCUGAGGCCUCCCUCCUCGCCGCCCACCUCGUCCUCGCCGUCCACCCUGCCAUCUGCCGCAGAACUUGCUGAGCCACACGAAUUCAUCGAACGCCACCUGCGAUCUCCAGCUCCACCCCGCAAAGGCCUUCACACGCCAUCCUUCCG